This is a messenger RNA of Stegodyphus dumicola, 3364 nucleotides long. RefSeq names its product transmembrane protein 120A-like. The record is from RefSeq and is a predicted model, not a curated record. Gene Ontology annotation, cellular component: membrane. NCBI's taxonomy places the organism in Eukaryota, Metazoa, Arthropoda, Arachnida, Araneae, Eresidae.
AAAAUUUCCACCGCCUUUUGUGUUAUUUUAUUAUUAGUACUGGGCGUUAUCUAUGCAAAAGCUUGCCUCAAGGUUGAGAUUAGGAAAUGCUUACUUUUGAAAAUCUUAUUUUGAAUUACGUUUUGGUUAUAAUUAAUUAUUUCAGUUUUAUUGGUGAUACUUGUCAUGUUAACAUGGAAAAAAUAUCAGGUCAUUUAAUGAACAAAGAAUUAUAUCUGCAACCUGGAGUGUAAUUUUUGAAGCUGAAUAUUUAACGCUUUGGUUUUUAAAUAUCUUUCAGAAGAAGAAUAUUUGUAUUAUGUUUGAAAUGAACAAAAUAUGAACAUUUGAUUUCAAAUUAUUAUAAAUCAAUAGAAAGUUUAAAAGUCAUAAUUGGAUGACACUGGUAAUUGGGAAGGGGAAAGAUUAUUACUGUUUAACACUAAGAUACUUAUUACCUAGACCAUGGAGGAAAAGGUUGAUGGCUUAUCAAGUAUUGUUGAAGAAUGGAAUGAGUUGAACAAAACAUUCCCUGAACUGGAAAAUAUGCAAAAAUCAUGUUCGAAAACUGUAUCAGCCUUUAAAAAAGCAGAAGCUGAAUUCAGAAAAGCUAUCACUCAUCACAUGAAAGGAAUCACUCGCAUUUCAGAAGCAUUAAAAUGUAUUAGGCCAUCAUCUGAAAAAGAAAGAAAUGAUGUAAAAGAUUUGAAAAAAUCCAUAGCUGUGAGAAACGAAGACUUACGGUCCAUGUUGUCUACUUUACCAAAAGAGAGCGGGUUGUAUCUGAAAAUUGUGCUAGGAAAUGUUAAUGUCACACUUUUAAAUGAAGAAGAAAAGUACAAAUAUAAAGAUGAAUAUGAAAGAUUUAAGCUAGUUGUCACCAUUAUUGUCCUCAUCCUUUCAUUCUUGAAUAUUUUAACAACAUACAGAACACUAGAUGCUCUUCUACACUUUCUACUAGUCUGGUACUAUUGCACUUUAACUAUUCGAGAAAGUAUUCUAGUUGUCAAUGGCUCAAGAAUUAAAGGAUGGUGGAGACUUCAUCAUUUUAUUACUACAGUUCUUGCUGGUGUAUUAAUAUUGUGGCAUGAUGGUCCUUCAUAUCAAUUGUUUAGGCGGCAAUUCAUGUUAUAUUCAUGCUACUCUAGUUUCUUGCAGUUUUUACAAUAUAAUUACCAACAGGGGUGUCUGUAUCGAUUACGAGCUUUAGGAGAAAGGUAUAACAUGGACAUAACAGUGGAUGGUUUUCAUUCCUGGAUGUGGAGAGGAUUAAAGUUUUUGCUUCCAUUUUUAAUCAUUGGUUAUUGCUGGCAGCUAUUUAAUGCAUACACUUUGUACAAAAUAAGUUUGGAGUUAGGAAGGGCAGAAUGGCAGGUAUCUGCCUCAGCUCUUAUGUUUUUUAUUCUCUUUCUUGGGAAUUCUUCUACCACUGCAAUCGUUGUCCAUCAGAAAUUAAAUUUAAAAGACUUAAUUCUUCGCAAACUUCAGUGAAAAUCUGAAAGCACAUCUGAUGUGUUCGAUACCGUGAAGCAUUUUGGAAAGAACUUCACAAGUUUCAUAAUAUAUCAGCCUUCUGUUACUUUUACCAUUUUUCUGAAGUUACGAAUGGAUUAAUUCUACAAUUCAAAAGAUUCCAGAUGGUCAGUCCUUGUUUCUAAACUGUGAUAUCGUAUUCUAUAAUCUAUAUUGAAAUCCUAGUGGAAUGGUGCAAAUGUAUUUCACUUUAUACAUUGAAUACAAAUAUACCAAUUAAGUUUUCCUUAAAAAAGCAUAUCAUACUAGCAAUUAAACAAUUUUUAUGAUUUAAUCAGUUAUAAUGUUACUAGAUUUAAUGACUAUGUGAUUUACUUCCUAUGUGGGAUUUUAGUAUUUCACGCUCCCCCUUAAUAGUAAUUUGCAGUAGUUGUACAUUUUUAUACUGUUAUGAAAACAUAUUUUUGAUAAUUUGUUUUUUUAGUUGAUUGGCAUGAAAAAUAUUUAAAUUUUAAAACAAAUUUUUCUACAUAUAGUUGUGAAAUUUUUGUAUUUUUAUUUAAAACAAGUGAGCUUAUUUUUUCAUAAAUGCUUACUACAAAUACUCUGAAUACUUCUUAGGUGUGAAACUUGCUGAUCUCUUGUAGGAAAAUUUUAUAUAUAUUUUAAUUACUAAAUUAAUAUAUAGAGCAGUUCUUUCAAUAGCAUUUUGUAAUUUAUCUUAAAACAAUUGUAAACUUUCAAUAACUGUGCUUGCAUCAGCAAUUCUUAUUUUUAUUAUAGCCUACACUAUAUUUUGGCAUUAGGUAAUUGUUUCAUCAUUUUCUGCAGUUUCAGCUGAAUUGCAAAUCAAUAAGAUUCGCAUAUUCUUAAUACUUUAUGCGUACAGAAACUACGAUUCUUAUUAAAAACAUAAUAUACCUUUCAGCCUAAAGAAAUCUUAUCUUUCAUGUGUAGAGUGUGCAGAGGCUUAAAAUUACUUUACUAAUUAUUAAGUCAUGAUCAAUUACAUACAUUCUUAUGCUUAAUAUCUUAUUAUAUUGAAUGUAAUCAUAGUAUCAUUUGUAAUUUGAUAAUUAUUUGUUUAAUUAUUUUAUCAUUUUUAUUUUGCUUAGCUGCUGCAUUUUACAUGUUAUGUAGUGUAUAUUUGUUAGCAGUUAUUUUUGUAUACUGAAGUUUUGUUAAAUGGGUUUUGAGUGCAAUCUUUAAAUUACAAUUUAUUUUUUUAAUUUCUAUGUAUUACUGCAGGGAUUAUUGUUGUAAAUUAUUUUUCUAAAUGAUUGUGUUUUAUAUCAUAAAGGUUCUACUUAAUUAAAAUUGUUAGUUUUUAUUCAAAAGAUAAAUUAUAAAUGAAGGCAAUUGUGUGUAAGGCUAGAGAUUACAUAAUUAAAUUUUAGCAAAGUCUUUUUUUUUUCUCAACAUUUGUCUGUAUUUCAUUCGUGACUGGUAGAAAUAUUACUAGGAAAUUUUUGAAAGCAGAAUGUUUUAAUUUUUGUAUGCUAAAUCAUCAGAAAGAGUGUUAACAUUUAGGAAACUGUUUAGUCACAUUUAUUGAAAUCAUAAAAUUUGUUAAAAUUAUUAUUAUCAGUAACAACUUACUAGCAUUGUAAUAAUUUAUUUAUUAAUCAGCUUAUUUUCUUAUGUAAAUUUUAUGUUGUCAUUCUGAGAGAUUUAAGCAUUAAAAUGUUUUAACACUUAGUACUGAUACUAAAAUGUUUAUUAAAACAAAUUUUCAGAAGUCAGUAGGAUAUUUAACUUUAUAUGUAAUAUAUAUGAACUUGGUGUAUUCUAACAAAAUUAAGUCUAUGUUUUGUAAUUGCCUUUGUUUCUUAUUUAUCUUUACAGUAUUAUUUUUCAAAGUGCCAAAUCUAAUACUCUAUAUUUAUUCUAUAAAUAAAAGAAUUUAAACAAA